GGAAACCCAAGAGAUGAACUAGACUGCUGUCUUGCAUAGAACUAAAACACAGUUAAUUCAGCAACUACUUGGCUGUUGUGAAACAGAAAGUGAUAUACGGGAAAUCCCGGUGUUGUUAAGCGGACUUGGUGUAACAAAUUAAAUAACAAAAGGGACAUAACUGUUUCUGCUCUUGUUGUCUAGCCCACUAUAAAGAUGCGGCCAAAAAUUCAAGUCAAGCUUGUUACUGAGCACAUGAGAUAUUUGGAAGAAAAGAUUCAAGUUUUAGAACCUGCUAUUUCAGUGAUCAAAAAGGCAUUAGAAAAAAGUAAGACUUGGAUAGAAGAUAAAAAUGACAACCUGUCUCUUACCUACAUCGAGCUAUACCAGGAGCUUGAUUCAGCGACCACGACCAUGUUGGGUGCAGCGUCACAAGUCAUGCAUGAGUAUCAACAUAACGAAGACGUCGAGGACAGAACGCCAUCUUUACCUCAGUCUAGACCACAAUCUACAGCAACAGAAAAACUCGACCUAAGUGAAUCAAAACAAAAACAAACUGAAAUAUUGAGUCGACUUGAGCAGAUAGAGACAGCCAUAUCUUCUCUACAAGACGUCAGUCGACUUGAGCAGAUAGAGACAGCUAUAUCUUCUCUACAAGACGUCAGUCAACUUGAGCAGAUAGAGACAGCCAUAUCUUCUCUACAAGACGUCAGUCGACUUGAGCAGAUAGAGACAGCCAUAUCUUCUCUACAAGACGCCAAUGACAAAUCUACAGAUGACAUAUCAGAAAUAAAACAAUGGAGAGACAACUUUGUAUCAGAACAGAGUGACAUGUGGUUAAACAUUGAACAACUGACUAAAAAACAAAAGCGGAAUUUUAAAAAUAUCAUAAAACAAAUGAGUGAACAAGAUAACAAAAUAAAGGAGCUGAACAAAGAAAUAGAAAGUUUAAAAGAAAAAGAAACCAAGUCAAACAAAACACUAGAGAAACUGUCUCUAGAUAUGAAAGAAUAUGAAAACAAUGCACACAAAAUAAAUAAAGAGAUGCAAGAUCACACAGACAAAAUAGACAGUAUAGCACAAGAAAUUGAAAGACAUUCUGAUCAGAUCGUUUCUUUACAAAAAGAUAAUAAUAAAAUAAUGGUAGAUUCGUCCAUCAAACUUGAAAAGGUGCAAUCAAAGCAAAAUGUGAUGUACAAACUCCUACAACAGAGAUUGAUGCCCAUUGACAAACUGAUUCAAAUCUUUAACCAGAACUUGCAAACAGGGGGAGAAAGAUUACAGAAGCUUGAAAAUAUUGAAAAUACCAUUUCAAAGCUGUCCAAAGAAUUUCAUUUAAUCGAGACCCGUGUAUGUCAGCCUUACAUCUGUCACAUUCAAUUGCAAAACGACACAACAGUAACUACUGGAUCAACUCUUUGUACGUUUAAAAAAGUUUGGGAACCUUACGGCAGCUAUUUUAAUAGAACCACAGGAAAACUUGUAGCACCAGAUGAUGGUUUCUAUCUUGUGAUUGUAACGCUGCAGGAAUCGGAAGAUAAACUGAUUAAAAUUGGUGUUUACGGGGAUGACAGAUUUUAUAAGAACAUUUUUGUCAAAUCAGCCAACACAUCUGCCGCUGGAUCAACUAUUGUUGGCAUGAAGAAAGGCCAAGAACUUUAUUUUAAAGUCGGUCAAGCUGAUGAUGGAGCUAAGAUACAAGGAGGAAGUGGAUUUACUAUACUUAGAUUAUAAAUUUUAUCAAGCUUAUGAAAUAAAUAGUUUAUCGUUUAUUUCACGCCACACCAUUUUCGAUUGUUUUUAAUUAUCCAAUUUUCCUAUAUUCUAUGCAUGUGCAUAUCGUUUCAACAGGUAAGUUUCAAUCUGUGAACAUACUGGAUUAUGAUCUACACUUCAUUUUUUGAAAGCAAAUGGUUUAACUUCUUUUUUUGGUUGUAUUUUAGAAUACAUACAAUUAAAUGUACAAAGAGUUUGUGUUUGAGUGUUAUAACAUAAAUUAAUGUUAAGACAAUAUAAAGAAGCAUGCUUCUAGUGCCAUUGUGAAAUGAACAUAUACAUCAUAAAACAAUUUGUCUUGUCAAUUGAGUACGUGUAUGUAACGUAUGCUUGUUGCAUAUAGCUUGCAGCACCAC
Messenger RNA from Physella acuta, 2111 nucleotides. Its product is annotated as chromosome partition protein Smc-like. NCBI's taxonomy places the organism in Eukaryota, Metazoa, Mollusca, Gastropoda, Physidae. The record is from RefSeq and is a predicted model, not a curated record. Gene Ontology annotation, molecular function: protein binding.